CUCAAAUGUCUGUUUACAUCACGGCAGAGCGUUCCUAACUGAAGAACCGGCCAAACUGGCCCGAUCAGUUUUGGUUUUAGCUUCAAAUUUAUCAAUUACGAUUCAAAAAUCGAACUGAACCGAACCAAAAAUAAACCGACCAUGAUUGGUUUAACUUCUGUGUGGUUAGGCGUCGGUGUUUGAAUCUUCUCCACCCAGAGGGGCGGUCCGGUUUCUGGUUCCAGCCAGUCGGUUCAAUUAACCGAACCGUACCCCAUCUCUAGUUCACAUUUACCAAUUUUAAGUAUAUUUUUGGCUGUGUACUAAUGUAUGGAUGGUGCCCACGUCUUAUAUUCUACUUGUUCGAAACGUAUUGAAGCAGCACUGCACUUGCUCUGAUACCAUCUUAAGUUCAAUGAUUGAUACUACGUGGAAUGAGGGAGACAUGCACGCGGUUGUACCUAAAUUUCUCUCUCUGAUGAACGAGUCCACCUACGCACUUCUAUGAGCCCAUAAACACAUCACAAGUCGAUAUCCCCCCACUACAUGGGCGUGCUUUACUUUUUCUUCAUCCGUUACUUUAUGCUCAACGAGGAGGAGAGAUUCAAACUCGGGUUUUAUGCAUGACAAGCCAGAGGCUUCAAGAGCAAGUCAGACCAGGAGGUUUAUUUUUUCUACUGAGCUUAAUCUACUGACUGCAGAGUUUAAGCUCACUGAGACGCAAUAAUGGAAGAUGGUUUCUGGACCUCAUUGAUCUGCAGUAGUUUCAACUGUUCAACUGAGGCUGGAAAUGACUGCAGUUCUAGCUUUUCAGCCAUUAACAAUCCAGAUUCAUGUAUCAACAAUAUUUUGGUCAUUGCAGCUGAUAUUUUGCUUCUGUUCAUCUUGUUAUGUAUGUUCAUAUGCAAAAUAUCGUCAAAGAAGGUUAUAGCGCCAUCUCAGUCUCGAGCCUUCUCUCCAGUGUCCAUAAUCUCGGCUGCCUUUAAUGCUGCUUUGGCUUUGGCCUACUUUGGUUUUGGGAUCUGGACAAUCUUCGAGAAAGUAAAUGCAGAACAGACUGUUUUUCCCCUCCAUGGAUGCCUAGUUUUGCUGUUUCAAGGGUUCACAUGGUUGCUUCUGGCUUUUACCAUAAGCCUAAGCAACCCACAACCCCAACAUAUUGUGAUAGCGAAGUCUUGUUCGAUACUGGCCUUCUUAACUGCAGUUUUUCUUUGCAGUUCAUCAAUUGGAAAAGCUAUUGUUGAUGAGGAAGUAUCGGUAAAGACUGUUUUAAACAAGCUUUAUGUCCCUGGAUCAAUUCUUUUGCUAUUUAGUGCUUUUCAGGGAAGCGAUUGUUCGAAAGGCAAUUCAGAAAUCCACGAUGAUGCCUUCUACACACCUUUGCAAGGUGCAGAAUCCAAUAUCAUUGGUGAAAUCAGUUCAAAUGACAAUUUGACUCCUUUCGCAAAAGCGGGGUUAUUUAGCUCAAUGUCAUUUUGUUGGUUAAAUCCAUUAAUGACGAAAGGUAAGCAAAAGAUUCUGGAGAAUGAAGAUAUUCCACAACUGCGAGAGGGUGAUCAAGCACGAACGUGGUACUUAAUAUUUAUGGAGCAAAUGAACAAAAGGAAGGAAGGAGAUCUGUCUGUUCAAUCGUCUAUCUUGCCCAUUAUUUUUCAUUGCCAGAGGAAAGCUAUUUUGAUUUCGGGAUUAUUCGCGUUGAUCAAGACUCUCACCACGACAACUAGUCCACUGUUUCUCAUAGCCUUUAUUAAGAUUAUUGAAGGCAAUGCAGCUUUUAAGUAUGAAGGUUAUGCACUGACACUUGGUCUCUUCGUUGCGAAAAUUGUGGAGUCACUGUCGGAGAGGCAAUGGUUCUUUAAAACUAGAUUGAUAGGGCUCCAAGUGAGAUCAUUGGUAUCAGCAGCAGUAUAUCAGAAGCAACUGCGACUCUCAAAUUCUGCUAAGCUGACUCAUUCUCCUGGUGAGAUAGUGAAUUAUGUAACGGUGGAUGCUUACAAAAUUGGGGAGUUUCCAUACUGGUUUCAUCAGAUAUGGACCACAAGCCUUCAGAUUUGCCUAUCAUUACUUAUUGUUUACUUCUCUGUGGGGCUGGCGACUGCUGCAGCUCUAAUUGUACUCAUAUUAACUGUGCUGGCAAGCUCGCCAUUGGCGAAGUUGCAGCAUGAGUAUCAAACAGAGCUCAUGACAGUGCAAAACAGGAGGCUGAAGGCCAUUACGGAAGCACUUUCAAAUAUGAAGAUUUUGAAGUUAUAUUCAUGGGAGACAAAUUUUAAGAAUGUCAUAGAAGGUUUACGAACGGAAGAACUAAAAUUGAUAUAUAAAGUGUUGUGGCAAAAGGGAUAUCAUAUAGCUCUAUUUUGGGCAUCUCCACUUUUGGUAGCAGCGGUUACAUUUUGGACAUGCUACUACCUUGGGAUUACACUAUCUCUUGGUAAGGUGUUCACAUUUCUAGCAACUUUACGCCUUGUUCAGGAGCCAAUUAGGUUGAUUGCAAAUGUUUUCGGGGCAUUUAUUGAAGCAAAGGUUUCAUUUUCUCGGAUUGUGAAGUUUCUUGAUGCACCAGAGUUGGAGAAUAGAACUACAAGGAAAAAGAGCUGCGGUACAGAUGUUGAGCAUUCUGUUUUCUUUAGAUCUUCUGAAAUUUCAUGGGAUUCUAGUAGUUCUACAAACGUUACAUUAAAAAGCAUCAAUUUGGUGGUGAAAGCGGGAGAAAAAGUAGCAAUUUGUGGAGAGGUUGGCUCAGGUAAAUCAACCCUUUUAGCUGCAAUUCUUGGAGAAGUUCCACAUAUCAACGGCAUUGUUCAAGUAUACGGGAAGAUAGCGUAUGUUUCUCAGUCUGCAUGGAUCCAAACAGGAACUAUAAAAGAAAAUAUUCUGUUUGGGUCUUCCAUGGAUUGCGCUAGAUACCAACAAACGCUUGAGAAGUGUUCCCUUGUGAAGGACCUUGAAAUGCUUCCAUUCCGUGAUCUAACUCAGAUAGGAGAAAGAGGUGUCAAUCUAAGUGGAGGGCAGAAGCAGCGUAUUCAACUUGCACGGGCACUCUAUCAAAAUGCUGAUGUCUACCUCUUGGAUGACCCUUUCAGUGCAGUUGAUGCCCAUACGGCGACAAGCCUUUUCAAUGAAUAUGUAAUGGGAGCUCUGUCAGGGAAGACGGUUUUACUUGUGACGCACCAAGUAGACUUCCUUCCAGCUUUUAAUUCGAUUUUGUUGAUGUCUUCGGGGAAAAUUCUGAGAGCAGCUCCUUAUGAAGAGUUGAUGUCUUCUUGCCAAGAGUUCCAAGACCUUGUCCAUGCACAUCAUGGCACUUCUGGUUGCGGGAGGCGAGUGGGAUACACUUCUACUGGAAAACAUAAAUCAUCCUCGGAGGAGAUUGAGAAAGUUAAAAAUGAGGAACAGAAAAAAGAAUUUUCCGGUGAUCAAUUGAUUAAGCAAGAAGAGAGGGAAACAGGAGACACCGGUUUCAAGCCAUACAUUCAGUAUUUGAAACAACGCAAGGGAUUUUUGUACUUCUCAUCUUCAAUCUUUUUUCAUUUGAUAUUCAUAGUUGGGCAACUAAUCCAAUCAUAUUGGUUGGCUUCCAAGCUUCAGGAUUAUAGCGUAUCGAGAGUCAAACUCUUCACUGUUUAUACAAUAACCAUGUGCAUCAUGUCAUUUGCUUUGCUUCUUCGGUUCUUCGGUUUAGUUGGAUUAGGAUGUGGAGCAUCAAAAUCCAUUUUCCACACACUACUCAACUCGCUUUUCCGAGCACCAAUGCUCUUUUAUGACUCGACACCAGUGGGAAGGAUAAUUAGUCGGGUCUCUAAUGAUAUGAACGUCAUCGACCUUGAAUUAGCUUUCAAGUUGGGAAUUUCUGUUGGUUCAACUUUGACUGCAUACAGCAUAUAUAUAGUUAUGGUUUCGAUUACUUGGCCAAUCGUGUUUCUGAUUAUACCCACGAUUUAUGUCACUCUACUACUUCAGAAAUACAACUUUGCUUCUGCAAAAGAGUUGAUGCGAAUGAAUGGCACGACUAAGUCUGCACUUGCAAGCCACCUUGCUGAAUCUAUUGCUGGAGCCUUGACAAUCCGAGCUUUUGGAGAGGAGGAUCGAUUCUUCUCAAAAAACUUGGAAUUUAUCGAUCUAAAUGCUAGUGCCAACUUCAAUAGCUUUUCAGCAAAUGAGUGGUUGAUCCAACGUCUUGAAAUACUUUGUGCAAUUGUUCUCUCAGCCUCGGCAUUUGCCAUUACUUUGAUUCAGUUUGAUGCUUCUUCUUCUGGUUUUAUUGGGAUGGCACUGUCAUUUGGUCUGUCAUUAAAUGUAUUCAUCGUAUUUUCGGUCCAAGUUCAAUGCAUGCUAGAGAACGCAAUGAUUUCGGUAGAAAGGGUAGAGCAAUACAUGAGUAUUCCCAGUGAGGCUCCAGAAAUAAUCGAAGAAAACCGACCUGCGAACAAUUGGCCAACUGUUGGUAAGGUGGAAAUACAUGAUUUAAAGGUAAGAUAUAGGCCAAAUGCUCCGCUAGUUCUUCGUGGGAUAAACUGCGUGAUUGAAGGAGGGGACAAAAUUGGGAUUGUUGGCCGGACUGGAGGCGGAAAGACAACUCUUAUAAGCGUUUUGUUUCGUCUGGUAGAACCUACAGAAGGAAAGGUCAUUGUGGAUAACUAUGACAUUUGUAAAAUUGGCCUUCAUGAUCUAAGAUUACGUUUUGGGAUCAUACCACAAGAUCCAACAUUGUUUAGUGGAUCUGUGAGAUUCAAUCUAGACCCGUUAUCGAAGCAUACUGAUCACGAAAUAUGGGAGGUUCUUGAGAACUGUCAGUUACGCAAGGCCAUUGAAGAAAAAGAAGAGGGCCUGGAUUCUUUAAUUGUACAAGAUGGAACAAACUGGAGCAUGGGACAGCGACAACUAUUUUGUUUGGGUCGCGCUUUGUUGAAGAGGAGCCGGAUACUAGUCCUCGAUGAAGCUACUGCAUCAAUGGACAAUACAACAGACUCUAUUCUGCAGAAGACUAUAAGAACAGAAUUCGCAGACUGCACUGUGAUAACCGUGGCUCAUAGGAUACCUACUGUGAUGGACUGUACUAAAGUUCUUGCUAUUAGUGACGGGAGAUUAGUAGAGUAUGAUGAGCCACUGAACCUGAUGAAACAUGAGGGCUCACUAUUUGGGCAGCUUGUCAAGGAAUACUGGUCUCGCGCAGCGAAUUCCAGCAUUGUCUCAGACAAUUGCUAGGGGAAGGUAUUGCAGUUGCAAACAUUGCAGAGAAGUUUAGCAACCAAGGUAAUUGGGGUGGUGUUCUUGUUUAUGUGGUACAGUUAUUACGCUACUGAUUAAGCUAUGGGGAUGAUCUUUUGCCUUAACUUUUCUGGAGGACUUUUGUCAGACAGAUAAUCCAACGAAAGCUUCCAAAUAAAUUUUGGAACAUUAUAAGUAGCAGAUGAAAGAGUACGGGAAAUAGCUUUCACUCGC
Molecule: messenger RNA, 5421 nt
Organism: Malus domestica (apple)
Lineage: Eukaryota; Viridiplantae; Streptophyta; Magnoliopsida; Rosales; Rosaceae
Product: ABC transporter C family member 10-like
Biological process (GO): transmembrane transport
Cellular component (GO): membrane
Molecular function (GO): ATP hydrolysis activity; ABC-type transporter activity; ATP binding
Source: RefSeq, a predicted model, not a curated record